This is a messenger RNA of Quercus robur (English oak), 2254 nucleotides long. Its product is annotated as transcription factor bHLH112-like. Gene Ontology annotation, cellular component: nucleus. The coding region runs from base 253 to 1662 and encodes 469 amino acids. Gene Ontology annotation, biological process: regulation of transcription by RNA polymerase II. Gene Ontology annotation, molecular function: RNA polymerase II cis-regulatory region sequence-specific DNA binding; protein dimerization activity; DNA-binding transcription factor activity, RNA polymerase II-specific. The record is from RefSeq and is a predicted model, not a curated record. The transcript is spliced from 7 exons. NCBI's taxonomy places the organism in Eukaryota, Viridiplantae, Streptophyta, Magnoliopsida, Fagales, Fagaceae.
UCUCUCAUUUGUCCAAUCAUCUCAUUGAAAUGUCAACCUGAUUCUGGUAAAAAAAAAAAAAAAUUCCCACUCUUGUACCCUCUCCAAACCGUUUCAUAUAUAAAUUCUUACUCCUAUAAAAGAAUUCAGCUAUAUAUGCUUCACUUAGAUAUAGACAAAGAAACAUAGAGAGAGUUCCAACUUCCAAGACACAAAGAAGAGGAACAGAAGAAGAGUUAACAUAUAGUACUACUACUAAGAUUUCUUUUGGUCAUGGCAGAGGAAUUUCAGACUGGGAUUUGUGGAGGCAACUGGUGGAUGAAUCCAUCUAGAAGCACUUUCACAGGAAGCUCAUCGCCAUGUUCCAUGGCACUCAAUGACACUGGAAGCUAUGCAUGGUCUGAUAUGGUGGACAUGAAGGGAAGGCCAUGUGAGGAAACUAAUUCAGUCUCUGAUAGCUCCAUAGUUUUCCAAGAUGUUCAGAAGCCUCAACAACAGGCUGAUUCAGGCAGUGGCUGUGGCAGUAGUAGUAUCUUGAUUGAUUCCACACUUCAAAUGAUGGGUUUUGGCCUUUCAUCAUCUUCAACAACAUCCGAUUGGAGUCAAGCUUUGCUUCGGAAUAGUGGAAGAGCUGAGAGCAAUUAUAAUUCUAUGCUUCAAGAAGAAAUGAAUUCAAGGUUGAAUUACCAACAAGAAAGAGGAGUAGAUUCUACUCAAAUCCAAAAGAAUUGGAGCCCAAAAAACCUCUCUAAUGGAGGUGAUCAACAAGAUAAUUCAUCCAUCACUGCUUUUAAGUCAUCUGUAAGUCAAGACUUUUCAUUGGACACUGUCAGUAGCUCUACAGGCAACUGUACAGUGACUUGCCAGGGCUUAUCCACAAGCUUUCCUGUGGGAUCAGCUUCUUAUGGAUACCCUUCAACAUUGAUACAAAGUUUAUUUGAUCCUGACCCUCAACCACAGCAAUCUCUAUUCAACAAUAGGUCUCUGAGCUAUUCAUCCACCACUAAUUUUGGUGCCAACACCAAUGAAUUAUCACCUACUUGGCCUAGGUUUGCUCCCUUUUUGCCAAAGCAACAACCUUGUGGCUUGCACUUCACUAAUAACACACCCUUUUGGAAUGCCUCCACUGCCGUGGCCACGGCGGGUCUAAAUGACAGUAUUCGAGCUGGGGUUUUUCCUUCACCACCAUCACAAUAUCUAGUACCAACAUUUGAAGAGAAACCCAAGUGUUCCAACCACACGACAAAGCCUAUCAGUGAAGAUGUUCAAGACUCGGUUUCAGUGGUGAAGAAAAGUGUCAAUGAACCUGUAUUCAAAAGGCCUAGAAUUGAAACCCCAUCACCAUUACCAACUUUUAAGGUUCGGAAAGAGAAACUAGGGGACCGAAUAACUGCACUCCAACAAUUGGUUUCACCUUUCGGAAAGACUGAUACAGCCUCCGUUCUCCACGAAGCUAUUGAGUACAUCAAGUUCCUCCAUGAUCAAGUUUUAAGUACUCCAUAUAUGAAAAAUGGAACUCCAAUUCAACACCAACAGGGUUCUGAUAAAUUGGACUCAGAAGGCCCAAAACAAGAUCUAAGGACCCGAGGACUUUGCUUGGUUCCAAUUUCAAGCACAUAUCCAGUUGCUAAUGAGACUACAGCUGAUUUUUGGACACCAACAUUUGGCGGAACAUUCAGGUAGAGAACGAAGCCAAAGCUGUUCUACCAAACUAAUAGAGUACUAAUAGUAUCAACAACCCAGCGAAGUUAGGAAUGAUAAUUAUUUCAUUUUCAUACUUAGAAGCUACAAUAUUGCCGUGCUGUACCAGUCAUGAGCAAAAGCUAAAGACACAAAGAAAAGGGAGAAAAAGAAAGAAAGAAAGAAAGAAAGAAAAGGAAAUGACACUUCAAAGAUGGACAGGCAGUGCUGCUGGGCCAGGUGCAAGCAGAAUGAUUUAGGCUAGCAAAUGAUUAGUAGCCUCUGGAAAUGAGAGAAUAUAUAUAUAGGUACUAUUGUAAUAACCCCAAGUAUUAAAUAUAGUUAGAGGUGGGUUUAGGACAGGAACAACUACUAAAUUCAGCGGAAUUUAACACUAAUAGUUUUAGAUUUAAUUUUGCUAUUGUUGUUGUUGAGAAUAGCUGAAUUUAGCAGGAGGGUGUGAUUCAUAAAGGCCCUUUUGUUCCUGUUUAUGUAUGUGUAUAGAGCUGGCACCACCACCACCACCAUCUUUUAUAUAUUUAUUUAUAUAAAGAAAACAGAAAAAAAGAAGAAAUAAAAGGAGAUUUGUAUUGAA